Messenger RNA from Lachancea thermotolerans CBS 6340, 828 nucleotides. It is a transcript of the gene SRB5, whose product is annotated as Srb5p. Gene Ontology annotation, biological process: termination of RNA polymerase II transcription; regulation of transcription by RNA polymerase II. Gene Ontology annotation, cellular component: core mediator complex; mediator complex. Bases 1 to 828 code for a protein of 275 amino acids. The record is from RefSeq and is a predicted model, not a curated record. NCBI's taxonomy places the organism in Eukaryota, Fungi, Ascomycota, Saccharomycetes, Saccharomycetales, Saccharomycetaceae. The transcript has a single exon. Gene Ontology annotation, molecular function: transcription coregulator activity.
AUGAUGCUUCAGUUGAGCCUGGUUUCAUCAAUCGAUGAUGCCUCAUACGACUUGUUUGUCUCAACGCUGAGUAACCUCUGUGGCAAUCCCCCCGUCGUCUUCGGCAAUUUUACGGCAAUGCUCAAGCCUAACCCUGCAUUUGACAUUGAACAGGUUAACUCGAAGAACCAGCUGGUAGAGCAGAGCAGGAUUAAGCUCUGCAGGGGAUUGCCAUUGCAAGAGGUAGAAGCGGAUAACGCCAAAAGGGACUUUAGAUUACUUAAAAAGUAUCAGAACGAUGAGGUGCAGGGCCUGGAUCUUCAGAUAAUACAGGAUAUGCUACAUGGGAGCAGGGACCUCGACGAAAUGGAAGUCGACGGCGGAAGCAACAAAGGCGGGUCAGGCGCCCAAGACGUCUGGUCAUUGAGUAUUUCGGACAUUCCGACAGCUGGGUCUGGAAGAAAAGUGUCCACACAGGCCAUCACGGAAACUACUGUUCUGGCGUCAGGUGGCAGUUCUCCUUCUAUUGUAUCAUUUCUGUCAGAACUUGGAUACGUGUUGGACUUUCAGCUUUUGGUGCUAGGCAUUAAGUUCAAUAUGAACAAUGGCGUCUUCCUGGAACUAUCUAAAAUCUGGAGACUCAAUGACGGCAGGACCGAACAGAUUACCAAGGGCGGAUUCUUAGUCAAAGCCUUCGUGAAUGUGGCCAAGAGCACGGACAUCAAGAGUAUAAAUAGCGGGACAACCUCGCUUCUCGCGUUACAAAAGGAGCUCAGCGGCUACGUGGAGCUCGAGAUUCCAGACCGUAAGUCCAUGGACUCUCGACUUGAAAAUAAAAAUGAUAUCUAA